AUGGAGGACGAACCUGAGCGGCUCGAAGACGAUAUAACAGAAUCCGAGUGCAAAGGCCUCGACAGAGCUCGCGAGUUCCUGAAGACUGGCAGUUCAUAUGCUAUUCAGCAUGCUACAAAGCCAGCCACAAUUGGUCUUGUGCUGUCGAGUAGCCCUCAGGNNAUUGGCGAGAAGUUUCUCGCAUGGACCGAUGGAGACCCACCCACAUCUCUGAUCUUGGAGUCUGUCAGCUUGUAUUGGCUCACUGGAUGUGCAGCGACAUGUCUCUGGCCUUAUCGAAUUUUCUACACUCCUGGCGUCAAUGGCAAUCCACACAACAUGUCUGAGUACAAGAUACCGGAUAACAAGCGAUUCGGAUACUCUUACUAUCCGUAUGAGCUAUACCCUGUUCCGAAGUUAUGGGCCGCUACUACAGGUAACUUGACUUUCUUCCGUGCUCAUGAGAAGGGAGGACAUUUCGCAGCCAUCGAGCAGACAGAGACAUUCUUGAAAGACCUUGAGGAGUUUGUGCAGGAAAGCCGCGUAGCUGCCGGUUUCACUGAACUC
Aureobasidium musti is the source of this 546-nucleotide messenger RNA. Lineage: Eukaryota; Fungi; Ascomycota; Dothideomycetes; Dothideales; Saccotheciaceae. The record is from the annotation of a GenBank genome assembly.